Molecule: messenger RNA, 977 nt
Organism: Gossypium arboreum
Lineage: Eukaryota; Viridiplantae; Streptophyta; Magnoliopsida; Malvales; Malvaceae
Exons: 2
Coding region: 451-825 (124 amino acids)
Biological process (GO): proteasome-mediated ubiquitin-dependent protein catabolic process
Cellular component (GO): nucleus
Molecular function (GO): protein binding; protein-macromolecule adaptor activity
Source: RefSeq, a predicted model, not a curated record
CACAUUCUCGGGCUUUUUACGCUCAAAUGUUUCAUGACAAAAUCUCCCUUGAAAUUUAUUAUAUAACUAUAAUAAAAUAAAAAUUACCUAAAAGGAAACCCUACAUCCCCAAAUUAAGGGGCCCCUCCUACCUCCAUUAUCAUUUUCUCUCGUAUGGGCCCUUCCAUUUCUACUUGAUUCUUUGUAUGUGCGGUGAACGAGGAUCUAACACGCCACCUUCAUAUCCAGGGAACUCAGUAGCUUUCGAGCUAGAAAACGAGCAUGGAUUGACUAAUUAGCUUCGGAUUUCACUGAAAUCGGAGCGAUUGAAAACAAUAUUUUAGAAACGCCUCCUUCGGCCGUUUGCUUUUGUAAGGCAAGUAAAAUUUCCAAUAUUUUUGCUGUAUCUGAUGAGGCUGGAUUAAACUUGAUCCUCGUCGGUAGCUUUCUUCUGCUCAUCUUACCGUGAAAAUGCAGAAAAAGCAAGAAUCGAUGAUUGGAAAUGUUAAAUGUUUGGGUUCGCAUCCAACCAAUUCUGAUUUUGUUCUCUCUGGGUCGAGAGAUGGGUCCUUUGCCAUUUGGGACCUAAGAUGCAAGAGUAUCUCGAAAAGUAGAUGUGAUGAAGUCUGCCAUCCAUCAACUUCCAUGGUAAAAGGAGCUCAUCUUUCCUCUCAAGCAAGGCGGGGGAGGCGUGGCAAGGCUGCUGUCGCUGGAGUGCCUUUUGUAGAUGUCCUGACUACAGCUUACAACUUCAGAGUGGGAGGGUAUUACAAUGAAAGAUCAAAUACAAGAGUCCCAACGAAACAUGAUAAGCCAGUUGACCCAAAUGCUGAUCGGAGAGACUAAAAAAGGGAAAAGUACUAUGAAUAACCCUGAGAAUGAUAAUGAAAACCCUAUGUACCCUUCAUGCUUUACCCUAGUGAAUGUCCAGGCUCAAUUAGAUACAUAUUCAUGAAUGGUACCCGUUACCAUAAGACCUUAACAAUAUCAAGCCGACA